UUAUCUAAUGAAUCAUUAUCUCAAUUUGAGACUAAUAAUCAAAGGCACGAAGAAGAAAAUGAUGAUAUUACUCAUUUAACGGAUCAAGACAAUAAUGAUACCACAUCUUUGUCAGAUCGUGAAAGUGAUGCUGAAAGUGUACCUUUUCCAAAUUCUUCACCAGUUCACAAAAAUAAUGGCUCUUUCUUAAUUCACGGAAAUAAUGUCUCUUCGCCAGUUUACAGAAAUGUCUCUUCACCAGUUUACAGUAAUAAUGUCUCUUCACCAAUUUACAGAAACAAUCUUUUCUUAUCAGUUCACGGUAAUAAUGACUUUCCACCAGUUCAUAACGAUGAUGAUACCCCUUUAUCAGUUUACGGAAAAGAUGAUUCUUU
This is a messenger RNA of Racocetra fulgida, 374 nucleotides long. Lineage: Eukaryota; Fungi; Glomeromycota; Glomeromycetes; Diversisporales; Gigasporaceae. The record is from the annotation of a GenBank genome assembly.